Messenger RNA from Cicer arietinum (chickpea), 908 nucleotides. Its product is annotated as peptidyl-prolyl cis-trans isomerase Pin1. NCBI's taxonomy places the organism in Eukaryota, Viridiplantae, Streptophyta, Magnoliopsida, Fabales, Fabaceae. Gene Ontology annotation, molecular function: peptidyl-prolyl cis-trans isomerase activity. Gene Ontology annotation, cellular component: cytosol; nucleus. The record is from RefSeq and is a predicted model, not a curated record.
CGCAAGAUUGAACUCAAAUGAACGACUCAGAUACAUGAAGAAACAUUGUAACCUUGAUCUCAAUCCACUUUAUAAAUACCAAAAACAUUAGCGAGUUAGCUCAGUUUCAUUUCCUCUCUUACAUCAAUUAACGGUGGCAAAGAUAGAUUCCGAUCGAAAGAGAAAGAAAUCGUCGAUUUCGGCGGCAGAGGAGGAAAACGGAAAGCACAAGAAAGAAACGAAGAUGUCUUCAUCAAACAGACAAGGCGGUGGUGAAGUUAGGGCAUCGCACAUAUUGAUAAAACACGAAGGUUCUAGAAGGAAAGCUUCGUGGAAAGAUCCAGAAGGUUACGUCAUCAAGAACACUAGUAGAGAUAGUGCCGUUGCUAUCCUUAAGGCAAUGCAAAACGACAUCGUUUCUGGUAAGGCAACUUUCGAAGACAUUGCUUCUCGUUACUCAGAUUGUAGCUCUGCUAAACGCGGCGGCGAUCUCGGUGCUUUUGGUCGUGGCCAGAUGCAGAAGCCAUUUGAAGAUGCAACUUUUGCUCUUAAAGUUGGUGAGCUUAGUGACAUUGUGGAUACUGACAGUGGAGUCCACAUAAUCAAGAGAACAAAUUGAUUAUUACACGGAGUAAUCUUCAUUUAGAGAGAACGGUAGCAUUUAUAGAUGAUUCUCGCGAUUGUUGUUCAGCUUAUAAUGUGUCGAUAUAUUGAUGAUUUAGACAUGACUGAGCCAUGUUUUUUUGGAUGAUAUAUUGUUUUCACAAGAAUUAAAAACCUGUAUCUGUAUGCUUGUAAUUUUGAAUGACAUUCAUGGGGCUUGUACUUUGUACUCUAUUGUCUUUGGCAGGAUUCUGUCGUGAAUUCCAUCACCACCAACUAUAAACACGGUUCCAUUGCUACCUAAGAUAUGCAAUUAGUCUGGGUUU